AUGAUUAGCGCAACAAAGCGCUGGCUGCGGAGGAAUCGCAAUGGCCUUGCGAUCGGGGCUGGUGUUAUUGGUGUGGGAUAUUUGGCAACACAAUAUAUUUUCUCAAAGAUCUCAGAAGCAAGCGAGCGCAUGAGCAGCGAGAGAAUAGCCCGGGACAAUCUUCGUCGCCGCUUUGAGCAAAACCAAACAGACUGCACAUUCACUGUUCUUGCGCUUCUUCCUACAGCGACAGAGAACAUUUUGGGGGCACUGCCUGUGGAAGAACUAACCAAUGAACUCCAGAUGAAGCGGGCCGCUAGGCUGGCUAAACUUACUGGAAGUGAAGUACAAGGUUCAGAGAUGAGCUCUGGGUCUCCGAGCAUGACAGAGGAUGAUGUCUCGAGCUUACGGAGUGACAACUAUGUGCACGCGAGCCAGAUGAUGGGUGAGUCGACAGCACGAGAGCAGGAAAAGAAGUCGAGAUCUCGUAUACAGCUAUGGAAUGACCUGAAAAUCAACUGUGGGUAUUAUUAUUACCUGCCUUCAUUAUCCCCAAAGUUGACCGUAUCAGCUCUAACUAGAUCCUUCACCUUACUCUACACCCUCUCGCUCCUCACGCUCCUAACACGUAUUCAAUUGAAUCUUCUUGGCCGGCGGAACUAUCUUUCUAGUGUUGUAGCGUUGGCAGCACCUUCACAGAACCCAUCUAAAAUCAGCCUUGAAGACGACGAUAAGCCGGAACACGCGUUUGGAAACGACUUCGAGACAAACAGACGAUAUCUGACAUUUAGCUGGUGGCUUCUACAUAUGGGAUGGAAAGAUUUAAUGGAGGAAGUAGAGGCAGCGGUAAAGGCCGUGUUUGGAGAGAUGAAUCCUAGAGAAGACAUGAGCCAUGAAAAACUAUCCGAGUUGACGCUGGCCGUACGAAAGAGAGUGGAAGGAAACACUAGUGAGGAGAGACAAGUGCGAAAAUGGCUCCCUUACCUACUACCCCCACGAGAAAAGGAAGAUUUUGUCUUACAAGAGUCAGGCGUCCUCUCAGCAACUGAGGCAACACCCCAGAGUGCUGCAAGUCUUAGGCGCCUUAUCGACGAGACGUCUGAUCUGAUUGAUUCACCCUCCUUUACUCACGUCUUCUCACUCUUAAACAACGAGGCGUUCUCAUACCUCAUUGACACCAAAUGUGCCACAGAGGCCUUCAACAAUCCACCACAAGCGCCAAAACACAACCUGUCACAGCCUUUCUCUUCCACUGCCACCAUGAUUUCCGUCACCGAGUCAUCUGCUUUGAAAGCAAAAUUGGCAUCUAUCCUGGCGGUGGUGGCUCGCCAAGCCCAUCUCAUUGGAAAUGGAAUUAACCCGCCCAACGAGUACCUGUCGAUAAUGGAGCGUGAAGUCCGCGAACUAGAGGCGUUUGCAGCGGUAAUAUACAGUAGUAAUUUUGAUUUAAGCCCGGCGGACCCCCACCUUGACCCCAAAGUCAUGCCUGGUAUCCCGUUGGCAGACCCAGAAGACGGCGACACAAGUAUCAACAUUCUUCAGUGA
Messenger RNA from Ophidiomyces ophidiicola, 1524 nucleotides. It is a transcript of the gene PEX3, whose product is annotated as peroxin. Gene Ontology annotation, biological process: protein import into peroxisome membrane. Gene Ontology annotation, cellular component: peroxisomal membrane. The transcript is spliced from 3 exons. The record is from RefSeq and is a predicted model, not a curated record. NCBI's taxonomy places the organism in Eukaryota, Fungi, Ascomycota, Eurotiomycetes, Onygenales, Onygenaceae. Gene Ontology annotation, molecular function: protein-macromolecule adaptor activity. Bases 1 to 1524 code for a protein of 507 amino acids.